Molecule: messenger RNA, 906 nt
Organism: Aspergillus versicolor CBS 583.65
Lineage: Eukaryota; Fungi; Ascomycota; Eurotiomycetes; Eurotiales; Aspergillaceae
Exons: 4
Coding region: 1-906 (301 amino acids)
Source: RefSeq, a predicted model, not a curated record
AUGGAGCCCGGCAGCAUCACUGUUGAUCAGGCCAUGGGCAACCCCCAGAAGUAUUUCGGAUAUCCCGAAUUCUCAAAGUUCCUGGCGGUUGCACCCAACUUCCCCAUGCUUCGUCGAUUCGACAAACUGGUUAUCCGAGAUAUUCUACGUCUACAGGACGAGAUAAGCAUUAUCGAGCAGCGUAUCGACAAUAUCGACGACGAAAUGAUGAAGCCAAAUGGCCAAGAUAGCGAAAAUAACGGCACUCUCCGGCACGACCGCUCAGCAGAGCGCCAGCUUCUGCUCAGGAGCGCGUAUGAAAAGCUUGACAUAUAUCAUCGAUUCGUUCAUAAAUACGCACAGCUGCGAGAUUGGCCGGAGCCUACUGAUCGAGAUGUGAGCAACAUCCGGGAUUGGAUUGACUGGAACACGCAAUGGGAUGGGCAGGGCAGCCCGGAGAAUACGCGGACACCCAAGAUAAGGCCAAUCGAAGAGCAAGAGGUUGAGUUCCUUGAGGCGCCCGACCUUCUUGCAAUUGUUCCCGAGAAAAGGUCCCCACUCCGCUAUCUGUUUGAGCGGGAUGGAGACUCGUACUUGUCCCGCUGGUACCGCAAAGAGGUUCCACGUUCCCUGAAGUCAAGCGUGGAGGAUGGCGGGAUGGUCCUCACAGAUGAUAAUGGCUUGGAUCGGUUGGAUAAGAUCGUUACAGGCCUCAUUGGCCUUCUGAUGCUGGUUGGCCCCUUGUGGAGCAUCCAGCUUGUCCAAACACACCAGUCCAAAGUCGGUGUCAUUACAUCCUUCAUUUUUGUGUGCUUUGUCCUUGUAUUGGCGGGCACAAAUAUAAAGCCUGGAAAUGCGCUGGGCGUGACUACAGGAUACGCUGCCGUGCUCAUGCUCGCUCUUCAUGUGAAGAGAGAGGAUAUUUAA